UAAAGUCUGAGAGCCUUGGCCUAAAAACUUGAUUUCUAUGGCAGCAUGAUUUUAUAUUUGUAUAUAACAUUUCUCUAUUGUUCUCUAUCUGCGUACGGAAUAGAAGAUUUGACAUACUAUGAAUUUUUGAAGAAAUCUGACAUAAAUCGAAGAGUUCGUCGAAGUGUGGAUCCACGGCCACAAGCAGCCAUCCAUGAAGUGUGGUUUAAAAGUUUUGGAAGAAAAUUUCACCUGCUUUUGAAGUCAUCUGUUCCAAUAUCCAGUGAUUUUAAAGCCUCUAUGAUCCACAAGGAUGGUAGUACCUCAGAGUUUUCUGUUAAUACGGACAUCUUUUUCGAGGGAACGUCUAAAUCAGACCCUGGUUCUACUGUUCACCUACAAUGGGAAAACGAUCUUGCGAUCAUCAGUGUCAACACAAAAGAGGAGAAAUACUUCUUUGAACCAUUGUGGAGGCAUGCAUCUGGACCAUCCAAUGACUCUAUGAUAGCGUACAGACAAUCAGAUAUGAAAUGGAAGCCAGAGGAUUCUACCAUGGGAGUCAGGGAAUCCCUGUGUAAUGCGACAAGGGGGACAACUCUUACUAGAGCUGAAAAUAUGGAAGAUGGUUUACGACUUUUUCCCUUGUACGAAGACACAGCAAGUCCUUUGAGAAGAAAGCGUCAGACUAUGUCCUAUGUGGGGACUCACACAGUUUGUCGGUUAAUAGUCGUGGCAGAUUACUACUUCUACAUAAAUCUAGGUCAAAGGAACAGGAGAACAACAGGAGAAUACAUUAUUGGAAUCAUUGGAAGAGUCAAUGCCAUCUACAAGGAUACGGUGUGGCCAGAUUUCAACUCCAACAUCAGGAAUCUGGGAUUUGAAAUUGCGGAGCUGGUUGUCCAUGACUCCUACACAAUUGUUCCCCCUAAUGUUUUACACUACAACAUGGAGAAUCGACCCCAGGACAUGGGAUUGGUGCUAGAUAUGUUUGGUUGGGAGGACAAGAAGCAUUCUUCCUACUGCUUAGCUCAUCUGUUUACCUAUCAGUCAUUCCCGGGGAAGCUGGGGCUAGCCUACAUCGCAUCCCGAAGGGUCAAUGACCUGGGAGGAAUGUGUUCACCAGUGGCUUGGAAGGACAAUAGGAGAAUGGCUGCCAACACUGGCCUGAGUACGUACAGAAACCCUGACGGAAGUCAAGCUCUCGUUCAUCAGGCAACCAUCACCACAGCACAUGAGUUGGGUCAUAACUGGGGGAGUGAACAUGACCCGGAUACUGACUCAUGUGCCCCAUCCUCCUCAUCGGGGGGACGGUUCAUCAUGUAUCCCUCUGCAGUCUCAGGGUACGAGAAAAAUAAUCAGUUCUUUUCCCCCUGCAGCAGACAGUAUAUAUUCAAUGUCAUCAAGACAAAAGGCUACAACUGUUUUAAAGAGGCAUCAGCAACAGGUCAAGGGUUAUGUGGAAAUGGACGAGUCGACAAAAACGAGGACUGUGAUGCGGGUUACACAGGGGACAAGUGCUGUAAUGACAAGUGUCAGUUUAGGCUCAAGACAAUGAAAUGCAGUCCUAUGAACUUUGCUUGCUGCGUUAACUGCACAGUGGCCCCGAGUGGAUACACAUGUCUGGAUCACGUAGAUGAUAACUUUGACUGUAAAGGGAAGUCAUACUGCAAUGGUGUAGAUCUGACAUGUCCAGAGGCCUUCCCUAAGACAGAUGAUACAAAAUGUCGUAAUGGAUUUGGAAAAUGCAGGAAUGGGAAAUGUUUAGAUGCUUGUUUGCAAGUUAACAGGAAUCCAUGCCUGUGUAAAGGAAAUGAUGCCUGUAAAACAUGCUGCUACAAGCCCAACACUGAGAUUUGUGAACCAUUAUCAGAUCAAUUUCUGGAGGAUGGGAGGCCAUGUUAUGAUGGCUUCUGUAAACAGGGAAAAUGUAAAAAGUCUCAGUCCAAACUUGUGCAGAGGUUAUUUUCAAUUAUUGAGUCUUUCAGUAUAGACAAAAUAGCUUUGUUUAUGAAGAACAACAUCGUGUGGACUGUCCUGGUCCUGGCUAUUCCUGUGUGGAUUUUAGGCAUUUACAUCAUAGACAAAGUCGACAAGAGAGAUGAAUUGAAGGACCAGGCAGCCCGAAAUCCUAAGCGAAAUGAGGAAUCAAGAAUGAAAGUAUUAUUAACAGAAGAGGAGGAAAAUAUACUACGUACAAGAAAACCAGUAAAUCCAGUGGUCUAGGUCAUACUGAUCAGUGCAAUUUUUAAAAAUCAGUCUCCUUUCUUCCCAUUGGUUGAUCCUGUUGACUUAUUCCCAUUGGUUGAUUUGUCUUCCCAUUCAAUGUCUGUGAUUGGAUGUAACCAGCAAGAUUUUACAUGACUUUAAAGUGCCCUAAUUUUCAACAUUAUCUGUUUCCUAUGCACUAUUGUUUAGAUGUUUAAGUUGUACAUACCAGGGGUAUAUGUGUGUUGAAGGGUGAACAUUUUAUUUUAUCUCUAACAACUGCUGUUUACUUAUAGGCUCAAAUUCCAAGGGAUGAUUUUAUUCAAUGAUCUACAAAUAAAAAAAAAAAAAUAAAAUGUACUAUCUGUAAUGGAUGUAAACUGUAUGUACAUGUAAAUACUCUACAGUACAUAUAUAUCGGUCAAAUCAUUCUAAGAAACAUCCAUCAGUGAAGACUCUUAGACUGUAUUCCUAGUACAUGUGUACUUGAUUUUUAAGAUUUCAUUGGAUGUACAGUUUAACAAAUAUGUAAUGAUUCUGUGUACUCAUUGCUGAACGAGAAUUACCAAAAGAAGCCUGUAUUUUUUUUAAUUGAAGUACUGCAUAAUCAGCGACAGGUCAGAAGUUUUGUUUUGUAUGAAUGAAUAUGAGAGAGAGAGAGAGAGAGAGAAAGGUUUACUGUUUUCAAACUUUCUUUUCUAUUGCUCAUUAAGUGAAUAUUUUGCAUUGCUCAAGUGUAAGUGCUAAAAUCUUUAAAUCUCUCAUACUCAUCAAGAUUGAAUAGGGUGCUCAGGUUAUUUUAUUACUUGUAGGUUUAUAUAGAAAUUUUUUUUACAUGUUAUAUUUUGUAGGUAGAUCUAGAUGAUUAGUAUAGAUAUCACAUUUAUUGAAAAUUUAGGUACAGUUGAACUUUGGUAUCUCGAACACUGAUAUGUCGAAUACCAUGGAUAUGUAAAAGUGAUUUGGAAGUCUUCUUUAAGUAUUUUACCCUUGAUAUCUGGAAUCCUUGGAUAUCUCAAAGUUUUUUCUCGGUCCCAUUGAGUUCGAGAUAACAAGGUUUGACUGUUGAACUGUAUAGUGUUAUAUAAUAUACAUGUAUGUGCACAUCAUGUAUGUGCAUAUCAUCUCAAGCCACAGUCCGCUGUCCGCAUAUAUAGCUCUCUCCUACCCGUGGCUGCUUGAUCACAAAAAGUGUCGUAAUCUUGAAUAUUUAUCCCUCUGUAUUGUGACGUCAUGUUCAGCCAAUGACAAUAUUUGUUUCCAUCACAGUUGAGAUCAACAAUUGACAUCAACAGUAUAUACAAGAAAUGUUUCGUAUACUGCGAUUGGGUAUUGCAAGGUCACAUCAAAGUUCAUUAUCCAACUAUGCUUUACUUGCAUUGGUCAAUAUUUUAAUGAGCUACGAAAUAUUUUCUUCUCAUUCAACCAUGGGCAGAAUGGGAGAGGAUCGUACAAUUUGGCAUUGGUUUGCGACGAUGGUAUAUGCAUGCAGUCAACAUUUCACCAGCAUCUUUUGCUAUGAAGUUUUUAAACUAUUUUAACUUAUCCAAAUGAAAUAAGAUUGUUUGAUUAAAGCUCCUCUCAUUUCAUGCAACAUCUACAUAAUGUAAAGAAUGUAUUAAGUCCAUUGACUCCUAUAAAUUGGCUGAGUGGUCUGGUAUUUACUAUUAUUUUAACCAUAUUCUUAUUCUUACUCUAUGAUGAAACAAGAAUAUCAAGUCAUCAUUUUGCAAGUUCUAUGGUUGAUACAUUAAGUCGAAUGCUGACUGACAUUUUUCAUACUACUUGUUAGACAUUAUUUACACACUGAAUUGUCUACAGAUUUUUCCGUUUGCUCGAUCAUGACAAUGAGCACAUGGUGGGUGUGACUGGUUGACAGGAUGUUUAUUCCUCCAUGGCACCUGAUCCCACCUCUGAUGUUUUUUAGAGGUCUGUGUUUGCUCUGCUACCAGUUUGUAUUGUUUCAAUGAACCUUUGACCUUGAUUACUGUUCAUUAACUCCAUAUUUCAUAGUUAGGGUCAGAAUUAAAGAUGUUGACACCCUCUAUCCCCUUUUUUAGCCCAAAAUCAAAGUGGCUGAAAACUUUAAUUUUCAGUAAAAAUAACAAAAGCUUAUAUACAAUGUAUAACAUUAGAAAUAGUUAGAUUUUUUAUGCCAUUAUUUUUUGAUUUAGUGAUUGUACUGUUUGUAUUUUACUAUGUUAUAGAUAUUUAGGUGUAUAUACAUUUUG
Messenger RNA from Saccostrea echinata, 4415 nucleotides. Its product is annotated as ADAM 17-like protease. The coding region runs from base 46 to 2202 and encodes 718 amino acids. The record is from RefSeq and is a predicted model, not a curated record. NCBI's taxonomy places the organism in Eukaryota, Metazoa, Mollusca, Bivalvia, Ostreida, Ostreidae. Gene Ontology annotation, molecular function: metalloendopeptidase activity. The transcript has 22 exons. Gene Ontology annotation, cellular component: plasma membrane. Gene Ontology annotation, biological process: Notch signaling pathway; membrane protein ectodomain proteolysis.